AUUAAUGUCAUUUGACAUGUUUCUUUCUUUCUUUUUCGAUUUUCCUCAGUGAUGUCCAUUUUGUUCCAGUCACGGUUACUUUUUCUUCCCCUUUCUAUUUGGCUUUCGGUGAUCCCAAAGGGUAUCGAUCACUGUACAAAUCUUCGAUUCUCUCUAGAACAUAUUGGGCAUUGGCCAAUCUGGUUGAGGGAUUGAAGUGGAAUUAUAGGUAGAGGAGGAUGGCUUGUGCUUGUAGGGGUUGCUGGGAGUGCCUUUUGAAGCUUUUGAACUUCUUAUUGACCCUUGUUGGUCUGGCCAUGGUGGGCUAUGGGAUUUACCUGCUGGUUGAAUUCAGUAAAGCUUCAGAUAACACUCUCAGUGUUUCUACUGUCAGUGAUGAUCAAACUCUAGUUCAACUUGGCCGCCCCAUGCUUAUGGCUGUGUCUCUGUCCAACAGUUUCUUUGAUGAUUUGCCCAAGGCCUGGUUUAUUUACUUAUUCAUUGGAAUAGGGGUAGUUCUCUUUGUCAUUUCUUGUUUUGGUUGUAUUGGAGCUAUGACGCGGAGUGGCUGCUGCCUGAGCUGUUUUGCUGUUUUAGUGGUAUUGUUGAUCUUGGCAGAGCUGGGAUGUGCAGCCUUUAUAUUUUUUGACAAAAGCUGGAAAAAGGAAAUUCCGACAGACAAAACUGGAAAUUUUGAUAUGAUAUAUGAAUUUCUCAGAGAGAACUGGAAUAUUGUGAGAUGGGUCGCUCUUGGAAUUGUUAUAUUUGAGGCUCUUCUUUUUGUGUUAGCCCUUAUUGUUCGGGCUGCAAAUAGGCCAGCUGACUAUGACAGUGAUGAAGAAUUCAUUAAUCCUAGGCAGCAAGCCCGUCAGCCUUUGCUCAACAGACCAGCAGCUCCAGCAUCAGGUGUACCAGUUGCGGGCACAAUUGAUCAGCGUCCAAGCAGAAAUGAUGCAUGGAGUACAAGGAUGAGGGAGAAGUAUGGGUUAGAUACAUCAGAAUUCACAUACAACCCAUCCGAGUCACAAAGGUUCCAGCAAGUGAACUCACAGCCAACUGAAGAAAGGAGCCGCUGCGCUAUAAUGUGAUCACUUUGGAUUGUUCUAAGACUACAUCAGGUUGAAUUUCAAGGAUUGCUUUUGUGGAGACGUUGAGGCUAGAAGUAUGUCAGAAAAAACUUCUUCUUUUGCUUAAUUUGUGUACCAUUCACCCACUUCACUGGAUCUUCAUCACUUUCAAUAACAUCUUCAUUUUGUUGUGUGUAACAUUCUGCUGAGUACAUCAAAAUUUAUUGUGUUGCUUCUGUUCAUAGUUAUGGGUAGUAAAUGCAGUGGUUAAUCCUGUGAUGUCAAUAUUGUGUCGUUUCUAUCUCCCUUUUGAAAUGGUGUGAUCAAAUGGUGGUGCCGUGUGUCUGUGUAUGUGGAGAUUUUUCGCACACAAGUUAAAAUUUAAAUAUUUAUUUGA
This is a messenger RNA of Lotus japonicus, 1443 nucleotides long. RefSeq names its product tobamovirus multiplication protein 2A. The coding region runs from base 219 to 1067 and encodes 282 amino acids. Gene Ontology annotation, cellular component: membrane. The record is from RefSeq and is a predicted model, not a curated record. Lineage: Eukaryota; Viridiplantae; Streptophyta; Magnoliopsida; Fabales; Fabaceae. The transcript is spliced from 7 exons.